CCGGCGGUGAGGCGGAAGAGCCAAGAUGGCGGCGGCGGGAGUCCCGCGUCGCCCCCGCUUCCCACGCCCGGCCCCCGGCCCCAGCCCCCGGUUGGGCUGAGCGGCCCGGCCCCACCGCCCCGUGCCGGACCCCGGCACCGGUUCCACCGCCCCGCGCCGGGACAUGCCCCGAUAGUGCCUCCCCUCCCCCGGCGCAGUUUCCUCCUGCCGGGCCGGGCCCGCACACCUCCGCCCCGCAUGGCCGGGCCGGCCCCGCCGCAGCCCUGAGCCGCCCCGUGCCUCCGCCCGGCCCCUGAGCCCGCGCUCGGCCCGUUCCCCGGGGUGCAGGUGUGAGACCACGAAGAUGUUCUCGGCCCUGAAGAAGCUGGUGGGCUCGGACCAGGCUGCGGUCCGCGACAAAAACAUCCCUGCGGGGCUGCAGUCCAUGAACCAGGCGCUGCAGAGGAGGUUCGCCAAGGGAGUCCAGUAUAACAUGAAAAUUGUCAUCCGGGGGGACAGGAACACUGGAAAAACCACACUCUGGCACCGACUGCAGGGAAAGAAAUUUAUUGAGGAAUAUAUUCCAACUCAGGAGAUCCAAGUCACCAGCAUCCACUGGAAUUACAAAACCACUGACGAUAUUGUGAAAGUUGAAGUCUGGGAUGUAGUGGACAAAGGAAAAUGCAAAAAACGAGGAGAUGGUUUGAAACUGGAGAAUGACCCUCAGGAGGCAGAAUCGGAAAUGGCUUUGGAUGCAGAGUUCCUGGAUGUCUAUAAGAACUGCAAUGGUGUAGUGAUGAUGUUUGAUAUAACCAAGCAGUGGACAUUUAACUAUAUUCUGAGGGAGCUUCCUAAAGUGCCGACCCACGUUCCAGUGUGUGUGCUUGGGAAUUACCGGGACAUGGGGGAGCACCGGGUCAUCCUGCCCAGCGAUGUGCGAGACCUCAUUGACAACCUGAAGAGGCCUCCCGGCUCCUCCUAUUUCCGCUAUGCCGAGUCUUCCAUGAAGAACAGCUUUGGCCUCAAGUACUUGCACAAGUUCUUCAACAUCCCCUUCUUGCAGCUGCAGAGGGAGACGUUGCUAAGGCAGCUGGAGACAAAUCAGCUGGAUAUUGAUGCAACUCUGGAGGAGCUGUCAGUGCAGCAAGAGACUGAAGACCAAAACUACGAACUGUUCCUGGAAAUGAUGGAAGCCCGAAGCCAAGGACAUACAUCACCACUAGCAACAAACGGGCAGAGCCCCUCCUCCGGCUCCCAGUCACCCAUUGUACCUCCAAGCUCGGCGUCGACGGGCAGCUCCAGCCCCAGCACGCCCCAGCCGCCGCUGCCACUCACCACAAGCACCACCAUCUCUCCUGACCCCGCCUCAUCCUUCUCACCAGUGCCUGCCCCCGAGGCCCCACAGCUCCCCGCGCCUGCCGCAGCUCCCGCCGCCCCCCCGGCUGCCGCCCCCCCGCCCAAGCGUGGCAUCAUUGCGCGGCUCUUUGGGACAUCUGCCGCGGCCGAGCCCACUCCUCCCCACACAGAUCCUGCUGCUGCCACUCCUCCCCCCAACCCUGCAGCUCCUGCCAAGGUACAGAGCGUGGAGGACUUUGUUCCUGAGGAGAGCCUGGACCACAGCUUUCUGGAAGACCCAGCACCACAGAAAGACAAAGGGAAACCACAGGCCAAACACCGUGUGGAUAGCGAAAGUGAUGGAGAGGUGCCUGGAGGGAACCCCAUGGUGGCAGGUUUCCAAGAUGACGUGGAUCUGGAUGACAAAAUCCCCAGUGGACCAGUGCUGGCAGCAGAACGGGUGCCGAGCAAGAACAUCACCCUCUCCAGUGAGGAGGAGGAAGUGGAGGAGGUGAAGGAUUCUAAGGUCAUCCUCAUAUCUGAUGGAGACAAAAACACAGAGCAGGAAAAAAAAAGGUCUUCCAGAAAUUCUCUGAAACCCCAGAGUGAAGCAAUUUUGACCAAAGCAACUGACCUGAAGCCUCCUGACAGUUUACCUCCCCGUUCUGGGUCUGAACGAAACAACAGCAGCAAAGGCAACACAAGCCUGGCAGCUCCUGCUGCUGCCCUCACAGCAGCAGCCCAGGCCUCAAAGGCCGCUGCCCAAAGCAAAGGACUUGCUUCCAAGCAGAAAGUGGUCAAAGAGGAGAAGCCUGAGGAGUCUGACAGUGAUCAAGAGGGACCAAUAGCUACUCAGAUGCUCUCAUUCGUUAUGGAUGACCCAGACUUUGAAAGUGAAGAUUCUGACAGCCAGAAGAAAAAGAUGAAUGAAUUCCCAGUGCGAGAAGAUCUCUCUGAAAUAUCUGAUGAUGAUACCUCACUGGCAAAGCCACCCCAACCUGUGAAAUCAACAGUCCCCUCCUUUAAACUGAAAAAUGACUCAGAUCUCUUUGGCUUGGGUUUGGAAGAAGCUGGUCCCAAGGAGAGCAGCGAGGAAGAUAAACAAGCUUCUAAGGAGAAAAAGAAGAAGAAAAAGAAAAGCAAAGAGGAAGAGGACAAGUCAGUGAAAAAGAAGAGCAAACACAAGAAGAGCAAAGAGAAGGAGGAGAGCAAAGAGGAAAAAGAGAAAAAGAAAAAGAAGAAGAAGAGCAAGGAGAAAAGCAGUGAGAUAGAUGAACUUGAGGCUUUUCUUGGCGGAGGAGGAGCCGGCAUGAGCAAACCACAGGGCGGGGGGGACUACGAGGAGCUGUAGUUUGGCUGCGAGUGGACUCUGCACCAUGGCUGUCUCCAUCUUCUGUGAUGAGUCACCCCAGGACAGGCACAGAUGUGUAAAGCUUUGGCCCUUCACUGUAUGGUCUCUCAAACCAGAAUGAGCAAAACAAAAGCUUUACAUCUGUGUGUGCUGCUCUGGUGCAUCGUUACACAAAGAAAACCAAGCUGAGAUGUAUGUGAGCCAGGGGAAGGUUCAGGGCAUGGCUCCCAGGCCUGCUGCCAGGCUGUCAGUUUUUCUCCUUGCAGAGAUGCCCCAUCAGGUCACUGGCAGGCUGUGGGGCAAGGGGACCUGCCUCCUGCUCCAUCCCUGCUGCAUUCCACUCCUGCACACCUGAAAUUCCUGUCUUGUUAAGAGGAGUGCAACAAAACAUGCUGCAUGAACACAUCAUGCUUGACUGUCUCAAGUCUUUAACUUCUUAUCCUUCCUAUUUUUUAAGGAGAAAAAUUAUAUUGGCCAUUGCUUCACCCAGCAGUUGAUGAGCUUUAAGUCAAGCAGAUCAUGCUAUGGUACAGCUCUCUAAAGCAGCAGGCGCAGGGACAGUGUGAGAGAGAGUAUGAUUGUUGAAGUCCUUUGAACAGGACCUUUCUGCACAGCAGCUUAAUUAGCCCUCACUGGUGCUGCUGUUGGAAUUCAUGAAGCCCAUUGAUUUCCGUGGCCCCAGUGUCUCAGACACUACAUGUAAGCUGCUAUGCAGUUUGGGAAGACAAUGAAAAGUGCAAAGCUAACCUGAAAGAGAGAAAAAAAUCAGUGCUUUUCUGCAUUUCCCACCCUUGAAUUUGCAUAUUCCAGAAUCCCCUGCUGCUGGGACCUCUCAGGGACAUGACUCCAUGUGGAAAUGAAGAUAUCCAGAGCUUCAGAAUUGGCUACAGGGCAGUGUUGGCAUGGCAAGGCAUUUGCUUCUCAGGCAUUUUCCAGUCAGGCUGUAAACCCUGGCUGCUGCUCCGUGCCGAGAGGGACCAGCACUGCAGCUCAGCAGCGUCCAUCCUGCUCCAGCCUCUGUCCAUCCUGCAGCCAGCCAGUGUGCUGACUUUCCUGCCCCAAGCAGAGAGCCUCCUCUGUCCCAUGAGCUUGGGAAGUCUUUUAGUUUUUGCUUUGAACUUAAACCUAUGGAUUAGUACCUGCUCAGCAGCCAUUGGAUGGGCACUAUGGCUGCCCCUUGGCACUCACCUGUGUCUCAGUCAGCAGUCCCUGUGUUUGAUGGAGCUGGUCAGUUCUCUGUACCCCUCCUGGUUUGGGUCUGGGGUCCCUUGCUCAGCUCAGAUGGUGAAGCUGCCUCCAGGUUCUGUGCAUUACAUUCCCCUCUUCCUUGUAAGUUGAUUUGAGGUUUGGUUUUGUUCUCCCUCACCCCUUUCUGUUGUAAAAUGUCAGCCAUGAAAUCCAAGCUGGUGUUUCCUUCUGCAUCCCUGUAAAGCAAUGUUCUAUUGAUCCAUUCAUCAUUCCAGAGCUGUCUUGACCAGCAGGCAUUUCCUUCUCCAUUUUUCUUUUUCUUGUGCCCAAAAUGCACUUGUAACCAUUUCCCUAUAAAACAAACUGGUUUCUUGCUGUACGAGCAGUGCGUUGUUCAGGUCUGUCUGCCAUUAGCAUUUGCCUCUGAGCAUUCCACGUGGCACUGUAGGGAAAUUGCAUGGGACAGUUCAAACUUUGCACAGCCGGGGAGGAAAAGGAAGAUCGAGACGGGACCGGUUUGCUGCCCUUCUGGGCAAGGGCAGGUGGAAGUUCAAGCCUCAGCUGCUGCAGUCCCAAAAGUGCUUCUGUUCCAUCAGGACUUUGGGUCAUGUUCCAUUUUUGCGUUGAAAAACCCUGGUACAGUCCAUUCUGAUUAUAAAGCUCUGUUGUACACUUGUCUCUGCACAUCUUCUUCUACCCCAGAGCCCGUGUGCCUGGGCUCGGGAGCUGUGUGUCCCUCCUUGUGCUGCUGUGCUCCCACACCUCAUGGGAGAGGGUGCUGAAUUAAAA
Molecule: messenger RNA, 4642 nt
Organism: Camarhynchus parvulus
Lineage: Eukaryota; Metazoa; Chordata; Aves; Passeriformes; Thraupidae
Gene: RABL6
Product: RAB, member RAS oncogene family like 6
Exons: 15
Coding region: 344-2665 (773 amino acids)
Cellular component (GO): nucleus; cytosol
Molecular function (GO): GTP binding
Source: RefSeq, a predicted model, not a curated record